Molecule: messenger RNA, 8241 nt
Organism: Rhagoletis pomonella (apple maggot)
Lineage: Eukaryota; Metazoa; Arthropoda; Insecta; Diptera; Tephritidae
Exons: 11
Biological process (GO): establishment or maintenance of epithelial cell apical/basal polarity; heterophilic cell-cell adhesion
Cellular component (GO): protein-containing complex; plasma membrane
Molecular function (GO): calcium ion binding
Source: RefSeq, a predicted model, not a curated record
AAUUCGGCGGAAAUAUUCGCAAAAAUGCAAAAAUUCUACAUUUUAGCAUUUGUAAUAGCGCCAGUGUUGUUGGUGUUUGCUGACGUAAAUGGUUUCGCCGAAUCAGGACAACAGCAAGCGACUGGCGCAACGACGACACCAAGGACGACGAUAGUGGGUGCGACAGCAGAAGCUGUGGCGCGGGCGACCAAGGCAGCGAGUCAAAGCACUGAAGCAAAAACAGUGGCGGUGGCAACACAAACACUAACAGCUACCACAACAGCGACAGCAGCAGCAGCAGCAGCAACAACAACAGCAGCUAUAACCGUGACAUUAGCAUCCUCAAAUGCGCCUGCAACAUUAACGGCAACAAACGAUGCGGACGAACGGGUUUUGAGCACCGCAAUACCAGAAACACCAGCAGGAGGUGCAGUGGUGACGCUAACAGCAAUGUAUGAGCAAGCAAAGCGACAACAACAACAACAACAACAGCAUAAAGCUACACAAACGCAAAAGGAUAAGGAAAUCGCAGCAAAAAAGCGACUGUUUCCUUUUAGCGAAACUAAUGGUGGGCAGGAAGAGCCAACAGCAACAGCAACAUCAAUGCCAACCAAAAUUAAUGCAGCAGCAAUGGUGCAUGUGGCCACACGGUCGGGAACGCACGCCCACACAGCAACUACUAGUGCAAUAGCAGGCGAGCCAGCAACGAAAAUUACGGAAGUACUAACUGUGAAUUUUGAAAGUAAAUCACAUGCGAAUACACUUCCGUCAGGCAAAGGAGCUGCGGGUAGUGGCGCAGGAGCAGGAGAGUUCGUGCCGCAGCAGGACGGAAAUGAGGCAGAAACACAAAUCAUCAAACGUGUAAACGAACAGAGCACAAAAAGCUCGAACGAGCGGGGCGUGAGGCGUGCAAACGGGGAGGAGAAAACUGUAACAGAAACUAAUGUUGCUAAUGGUGGGCAUGGAGUUCGGAGGGAAAUCGAUCAGCAAGCAGGCGGGAUUAUUGACGACAGUAGGAGGGAGGAAGUUACACAAAACCAAAUGGAAAUAAUAAGUGAAGUAGUUCGAGCGAAUAAACCACGCGAUGAAGCACAAAAAGCAGGUUGGUCAGAAGGGGAGGCGAGCUCAAAUCGGCAGGAGGAAGAGCUUUACGAACCCGGUACAACAAAAGUAAUUGUCACAAAGUCACAAACUACACAGCGAACAAGCAGCGAGCAUGCAGCAGGCGCACAACAAGCCAUGAAUGGCAUGAAUACCGAGCAGCAGAAGCUAAAGAAUGGCCUAUACCGCAUUAAAUUGGCUGAAAUUGUAACUGACGAGUACAAUGGACGUAGUGCGGAGCAGCAGCAAAGUGGGGUGCGGCAGCUGGGCGCGGACAAUGGACAUCCAGAAAUAACAGCCACCGAUAUAAUACCAAACAUGCAAGUGGAAGGUGAGCGCGCAGCGGAGAGUGAAGAGCCGCUAACCACCACUCCACAAGGUUUGCUAGGCGCAGAACAGGCUGGCAAACAACUAGGCCAACUUGAACAACAAACUAGCACGGAAAAGCAGUCAACAUUGGACGAACAUAAUAGCGAACAGCAGAGGAGUGAGCAGAAGGCUGCACAACAGCAAAAACAACAACAGCAACGAAUCCAAUUACGCCGCGAGCAGCAAGCGAACAAUGGUAUGGAAAACCGGCAGGUGCAGCAGGACAAUGAACACACCGCAAGCCAGCUGGAGGAUAGGCUGGAUAGAAGAAGCAACAAUAGCAGUGGCGAAAGCAUGAGCAACAAGCAGAUAAAUAACAACAAAGAACAAGAAGAGCAACAGCAACAGAGUGACCACACCAAGUACACAACGCCGGCAUUCACGGGGGGUGGUCCACUGUCAGCGCCACUUGCUACACCACCCGCUCUCAAUAUAGUUGAUCUAUAUCCGAUGAAAAUGGAGGAUUUCAAUCCAAUUAUACGUGACUCCAAUGCGAAGUUAUUAAAGGAGCGCACAGUGUAUAAAGCUGUGGAGAAGGGCGACGACAACGAGCAGGGGCCGCAAGUAGAGCCAACAGCUGUGGAGUGGUAUGGAAAUGCGAAGGCGCAUGCGGUAGAGGAAAAAGUGGUAUAUUUACCAGCGGAUAGUGGGCAAAUCACCCAGCGACAGCAACAGAAUUUAUUGCCAAAUGAAGUGGAUACAGUCGACAACAUAGUACAGCGUUACGAUAACAUCAAUAAUCUGGCCGCGCAUCGGAGCAUCAAUCGUAGGCCAAUCAUGUUGACAAAAAGCGUAGAGGAGAAAAGUAAAGAGGGAGCAGUAGCAGGGACAGCGCCACCGAGGCAGCCAGAUGAUAUUACUGAUUUUACCGGAAAAGUGCUGGCCGAACAGGAUGGUGUCAUUACGGAAAUCGAGCAAAAGUUUCGCUUGAAUGAGUUUGCGCCGGCGGUGGUGGCCGUGACGGGGCCGGUAACGGGAGCUGGAACAGCUGCGGCAAUUGAAGGCACAGCAGCUAGGCCUGAGAGUAAAGAAAGUGCAGUCGCGACUAGCAACACCACAGCACCAGGCAGUGUGGGACAGCUGACUAGCGCUAAAUCGAGCUAUAGUGUGAACCACAAAAUUCAACCGCCCCAAAGUAUUAAAAAUAAAUACGCAAGCAAUAAGAAUAACGAGAACAAAAAGCGUAGCGGCAGCAACUCGCAACGUUUGCCGGCGCAACACGAUUUCAUUGAGCGGCGCGUGAAGAAAAGUUUUGACUUUCCUAUGCAUCGCGCAGCCAGCGCUAGCGCCAGUGAUACACUCACAAUGCCACAUGUCGAUUUUGCCAAUACAAAGUUCAAUACAGGUGGCGGCGGCGGCGGCGGUGCUACACAAGCACAAGGCGAAGCCGCCACAAAUAGUGGCACUGAGAGUGGUGACGGUGGCGCAAUGCGAGCUGCACUUGGGACGCAUCCGGAAUUUUCGACAACAAAAUUCUACAACAGCAAAGAGCUCUACAACGAAAUGAUGCAACACAAUCGCAAGCGACUGAAGGCGAAAUCCAAGAUGGAGCAGGCAAUGGCAGGCGCAGCAGGAACGCCACCACAACAACCGACAAUCACACACAGCGCAGCAACAACAGCGGCUAGUAGUGGUGGCGCGGGCUUGGAGACGGCGGCAAGCAGAUUUGCACUGCACCAAAAUGCAAAGUUGGAAACUUUACAGAAUGCGAAAGUCGCAGAACCGAGCAAACCAAUUAUGGGUGAAGUAGUGAACAUGAAUUCGAAGCGUGGCGAUGCUAACGGCGGUAGUGGUGGCACAAGCGAGGAUAAGGAAGGCGAUGCAAGUGAAGCAACAAAAAGUGGCAUCAAACAGACAGCACAAAGCGUGGAAAAGGCGGAGCUAGGGCAACCACAGCGUCAGCGUGUACAGCAGCAGCAGCAGCAGCAAAAUGCAUUACUUGGCAAACCAACGCAGCUGUUUGGUGCAGCAGCAAGUACCGCCAGUGCAGAGCGCUUCCCGUCACUACAAUCCGACGUCGACAAGCCAACUAAGAAGUACCAAAAAGAAUUGCAACGCGCUAAAUUGCUGCUCAAGUCGAUGCUGUUGCCGUCGACAAACGCCAAUGGCACAAGGGGUGCGAACAAGUCGAUCCCAAAUAUGCUGACAGCAGCCACAUCACCACCAUCACCACCACAACAAGCUAGCACAAGUAGAACGACAAUAAACAACCGAAAUGGCAGUCAACUCAACUUGCAUGCGCCAUCAUCCAGUAGUGAUGUAAGUGGCAGCGCGACAGCAAAGAAGCUUAGCGCGCUUGACAUCACUGCUGCGGGCAAAGUUGAUUUGGUUGCAAGUGGCAAAACUUUUGACAUUAUGUCGCAACGUCGUAAAAGCAAUGUUGUCGUCACGUACACACACACAACCACGCCCACACUCACACUAACAGCCGCCGCUUCGAGUGCAGCUGUUGGCAAUAUUGACAGCACCAUUGACAGCAGCAGCAGCAGCAGCACAAUUACGGAAGAGCAAGUGAGGCCAACUCAAGCAAAACGGGUUAAUUUCGCUGGUGCUGGCAUUGUGCAUGUAAAGCGCGCUAAACUGACACCUACAACAGCAACAACGACAACUAAAAUACCACUUGCUACAACAGCGAGCACAAAUAGCGAGCUUGCAAGAGUAGUGACUUCAAAAUUAGCCUCAGAUGACCCAACAACUCCUUCGCCGCUUAUUUACCCAUAUCCACAGCUGCAUCCGAAACCGAAGAAGCAGGCAUUGACGCAUUUAAGCCAACCGCAUGACACCACUGCUGCCAUCAGCAGCACCAGCAGCACCACCACCAUCGCCGGCACAAUAUUUUCCUCAUCGCACCACACCACUACCCCCAGCAGCACCACAAAUCUCACUAAAUCCCCCUCAAAGCCAAUUGGCCGGCCACGCAUACUUAGUCCUUUGCAAGAGAAAAUCAACUCACUCGAAUGUGAACUACAAAACGUGCCGAGCGAUUCGCAUUUGUGGCGAGGCAAUGAGACGCAUGAACUUUUGCUACCCAUUGUGACCUCCGAGAAUUGUCCUUAUGGUGGCACGGAUUGUUCGCCAUUAUUAGUCUCGUGGGAAGGUGAAGCCGAAAUACAGUCGGGCGAUAUUUUAAUAGUGGAAAUAAAUGAUACCUUAUUGAACCUGGGUGAUGCCAACAACACACAUAGCAGCCUUGCGCACAACACACAGGUCUAUCAGGUGACACGCUCGGGACAUGAGCAUUGCGAUGUCACAGAAGGUAUACUACUGGAUAUAACACCGCUAUUUGUCGAUGGUAGAAAGCUGGUAACACUCUAUGAUAAGGACCUAACCGAGGGAGUUAACUUGCUAAUUGUGGUUUCCGAGUUGUGGGGCUCACAGUGUGUUCGUUUGAAGGUCACCGCAAAAACUGACAAUUGUGGCGAGAAUGCUGAAUGCUCCGGCAAGGGUGUAUGCUACUCGAAUUCCGCCAUGGAAGAGUAUGAGUGUCAAUGCUGCAGUGGUUUUGCUGGUCCCCAUUGUGAGGAGAUCGACGCUUGUACGCCAAGUCCAUGCACAAAUAAUGGCAUCUGCGUUGACCUCUCACAAGGACACGAAGGGAAUUCAUACCAAUGCUUGUGUCCCUAUGGCUAUACAGGCAAAAACUGUCAAUACGAAUCCGAUCCAUGCAAUUCGGCUGAAUGUUUGAAUGGCGGUAGCUGCGUUGGCAAUUCAACACAUUUCAGAUGUGACUGCACUCCAGGCUAUAACGGCCCACUGUGCCAACACAGCCUCAACGAAUGCGAAUCAUCACCAUGUGUACACGGCAUUUGUGUGGAUCAAGAGGAUGGUUUCCGUUGUUUCUGUCAGCCGGGAUUCGCUGGUGAGCUUUGCAAUUUCGAAUAUAAUGAAUGCGAAUCGAAUCCAUGUCAAAAUGAUGGCGAAUGCAUCGAUCACAUUGGCAAUUUCGAAUGUCGCUGCACCAAAGGAUAUACCGGAGCGCGUUGUCAAAUUAAGGUGGAUUUUUGCGCCAACAAACCCUGUCCGGAUGGACAUCGCUGCAUGGAUCACGGAAAUGAUUUUAGCUGUGAAUGCCCGGGAGGACGCAAUGGCCUGGAUUGUAAUCAAAUGCCACGAAAGCAAUGCAACGAGAAUCUCUGCAAGCAUGGCGGCACAUGCUGGACCAGUGGCGCUUCCUUCUACUGUGCAUGUCGACCCGGCUAUACUGGGAAUAUGUGUGAAGAUGAGUUUGUGGUGGAGACCGUCGUUAGUUCCAGCGAGUUUAUGGUCGAUGAUACGAGCGCCAGAAAUUUUAAUGAUAAAACUUUCGGUUCAUCGGUUGUGUUAAAGAGCCCCAUUGAAUUGCAUAAUGCUUACUUUGGUGCGGGCGUGUUGGCGGCAGCCGUAUUCAUUGUUGCCGUUGUGGUCGCCAUCUGUCACUGCAAGGUUAAUCAGACAUACCGUAAAUUCUCAACACGUUCUUCCACAUUCUUUCCCAUUCUGGGCUUCGGCCGACGCAACAAAUCCCAAAGCAAACUCAACAAACACUGGCUAAGCGGCAAGGGACUGGGCGGUGGCGGCGGCGGCGGUGCUGGCAAUGGUGGCGGUUCAUUGCGCUCAUCCGGCUCCACGACAUCGCUGACACGCGGACACCUGCCCUCAGCGCACCACGGUGGUGGUGGCGGUAGCGGCGUAGGCGGCGGUGGAGGUCAUCAGUCACAUCAGCGACAACAGCAGCUGCAGCAGCAACAGCUGGGCGGCCAAAUGCACGAGCGGCCGUUUCAACGGCAUUUGGCGAUGAAUUUGGAGAAUGACAUGUAUUAUACAGUUGAUUUUAGCGAAAAUUCACAACACUCACCGUUAAUACAGUGAGGCAGAGAUAAACGUGCCACAGUGUUGGCGUCAACGGCCGUCAACAGUGUUGCCGCUGCUGCUGCUGCUGUGGGCAGAGUUGUGGUGCGAGCGCUGGUGGGUGUUGUUGGCAAUAAGGGGCAAGCUAGAGCUAUUAUAGGUGAUGUACGUGUUGGUGGUGUGCGUGUUGAUGGGCGAAGAGUGGACGAUGCGGCAGCGAUGGCGUUGUCGACAACGACGGCGAAGGCGAAGGCGAAGGCGACGGCUAGAAUUAGUGCUGAACGCACCAGUGGUGGUGCCAAAAGCAGUAAUUAUACGAAAAACAGCAGCAACAACAAAAACACGCACACUACUAGUUGGUUAGUUAAAUUUACGAAACGUUCUUAUUAAUGGCCAAUCGCUGGUAAUGAUCGUCCUGGUUAAUGGCGAUGAUUAUGUGAACGCUGCUGAUAAUAAUCACAAAAUAAUUAUAAUUACAAUUGAAAAUAGUAUAUACUUAGUAAAAUUGCACAGCCAAUACGAUUAUUUAAGCAUUGCUGAGGCCUGCAGUUGUGUGAAGACAGCUUCUGUGACAACACUACUAACAACAACUGCAAUAUUAUUGACAAAGGAGCGUGAAUUUUGCAGCUGUUGUCGAUGGCGAUGUCGCUGUCGCUGUCUCUGGUGCUGUGGAAGUGGAAGUGCUACCAGCGAAAUGCUGCUGCAGCUGGUAUUGAAAUAUUAAUUGAAAGUUUUAGUAUUCCAAUGCGUACAUACGCGCUGACAAACAAACAGACAAAGCGGAUAAAUAGGAGUGUAUGUUUGUAAAAGUAGCUGUGUAAAUGAAGUGCUAAGCAAUUGAAAGUAUUUACGACGAGCACCAAAGGCGGACAAAAUCAAACUGAAAUUUUAAUAAGCUUAAUUGCAGUCUAAAUAAUUAAAUUUACAAAAUGCAGAGAUGAAUGCGUAAAACUUUAUGUAGCAGCAAGCGCAGGUGCCGUUUAAACGCUAAUAAAGUAACAAAUUAAAAUAAACAGAAUUUUAGGAAUAUGAAAACGAAAAUUAAAUAUUUAAAUAAAAUUCCAGAAAUUCACAAGUGACAAAUUUGCUUGUUACAUUUAUGAAGAAAAUUUACUUAAUUAGUGUUUUUCAUAGCGCUUCAAGUGGACAUGCAAACGAACUGAAGAACUCUUUGUGCAGACUUGACACUUCAGGCUUAAGGUUUAAAAUACUAAGUAGAAGGUUGAAGAGUGGGUUAAAGUUUAGUUAAAUAAAAAAAAUUAAAUGACACAGAAAUUAUGGGUUAUGGUAAAAUAAAAAUUAGAAAUAGAAAAGUAUAUAUUAUACGAGUAAUAAAAAAGAAACACUUCUGAUACCAAAAGUCAGCACUGUGGAACAAUUUAGUUGUUAUAUUUUGGCGCCUCAACGAAAUAAUGGCCUAAAGUGAGCAACCGUGCAUGGUAGUCAAAACCGAAAAAUAAUUUCUCGCCUGCUCUACACAAUUGUCCUUUACUUUGGUUCAACAAAAUAGGGGUCAAAAAGACCCAUUCGGUUUGGAGUCAAGUGGUUAGAAUAUUUCCGAAAAAAUGUUGCACUUAAUUUUGCUACUGACACUGAAGACAAGAAUCAUGUUUGAGGUUUAUUUAUUUAUAUAAUUACAUAUAAUAUUAUGAAAUUUACGCCGCAAAAGUGAGCGCUUUGAACCACUGCAAAAAAAAAAUUAUGAUGAGGUGAAGCAAAAUCUUUUUGUGGUUUAACUAUCACGCAUGGAUACUAACGUUUACACAUUCCCUCUGUUCCUUUAGCAGUCAGAUUUACAGUAUUUAGUCAGAAAUCGUUCCUGUACACACAUUUACAAUAUCUUCCGGACUAAAUCUGACUAUUUCUGAUUAAAUGCUGUAAUUCUGCCGGUUAAAGGGAUAUACCAAUAAUUUCGUUGAGGCCCUAAAAUGGCUUAUUCCACUGUGUAAUAAAACUCGCAAAACU